Molecule: messenger RNA, 1251 nt
Organism: Aspergillus wentii DTO 134E9
Lineage: Eukaryota; Fungi; Ascomycota; Eurotiomycetes; Eurotiales; Aspergillaceae
Product: ANP1/MMN9/VAN1 family protein
Exons: 4
Coding region: 1-1251 (416 amino acids)
Biological process (GO): cell wall mannoprotein biosynthetic process; protein N-linked glycosylation
Cellular component (GO): mannan polymerase complex
Molecular function (GO): alpha-1,6-mannosyltransferase activity
Source: RefSeq, a predicted model, not a curated record
AUGCUUCUUCCCAAGGGUGGUGUAACGUGGAAGUCGGCCAAGGCCAGAUUGCCUCCAUGGAGGGCGGUGCUUGUUCUGCUCACUCGAACUCGGUUUUUGGUGUCGGUUGCUUUGACUGGGUUGGUGGUUUUGUUAUGGCGUGGUGUUAGCUCGUCGGCUUCUCAGAUGCAAAGUUUCUACUGCUACGGUUCAUCGAAAUCGCCAAUGGAAAUGAGCAUUAAUGAGAUGGUCGAAUGGAAUGCUCAUCUUCAGACUCCUGUCGUUUUCAACCACCACGAGCCGUACGAGGUCAACUCUACCUCCAUCUCGACUGUCGAUCUCAACCCGAUCAAGUCGACUCCCCAGGCUGUUCCGAAUGGUGAGCGAGUGCUCAUUCUGACCCCGAUGAGAGAUGCCGCGCCCUUUAUCCAAAGAUACUUUGAUCUUCUCUACAAGAUUACUUACCCCCACGACUUGAUCGAUUUGGCCUUCCUUGUUGGUGACUGCAAGGAUGACACGCUCGCCGUUCUCAGCUCGGAGCUGAAGCGUGUUCAGGACCAGGUGGAGGAGAAGGUUGCGUUCCGCAGUGCGACAAUCAUCCAGAAGGACUUUGGUGCCGAUGUGGAAAUGAACGUCGAGGACCGCCACUCAUUUGCCGCCCAGGGCCCCCGUCGCAAGUCCAUCGGUAGAGCUCGCAACUACCUUCUCUACUCGGCUAUGAAGCCCGAACACUCGUGGGUUUACUGGAGAGAUAUCGACAUCUUUGACAGCCCCGACACUAUUCUGGAGGACUUUAUGGCUCAUGACAAGGAUGUUCUUGUUCCUAGGCUAAUCGUUGCAGACAUCUGGUUCCACCGCUACAAGGAUGGUGUUGAUGUUGAGGGUCGCUUCGACUACAACUCGUGGAUCGAAUCCGACAAGGGCCGUCGAUUGCGCCAGAACCUCGACCCCGACACUGUUCUCGCUGAAGGUUACAAGGAAUACGACACAGGCCGGACCUACAUGGUUUCCAUGGGUGACUGGAGAAAGAACAAGGACGAGGAGAUUGAGCUUGAUGGAAUCGGUGGUGUCAACAUCCUCGUCAAGGCCGAUGUUCACCGCUCCGGUAUCAACUUCCCCGCCUACGCAUUCGAGAACCAGGCCGAAACCGAGGGUUUCGCUCGUAUGGCCAAGCGAGCCAAGUACGGAGUGUAUGGCUUGCCCAACUACGUUGUGUGGCACAUCGACACCGAUGAGAAGCCUGGCAACCUCGGGGAUCGCAAAGCGUACUAG